Messenger RNA from Hermetia illucens (black soldier fly), 1000 nucleotides. RefSeq lists its product as uncharacterized. Gene Ontology annotation, molecular function: protein binding. NCBI's taxonomy places the organism in Eukaryota, Metazoa, Arthropoda, Insecta, Diptera, Stratiomyidae. The coding region runs from base 160 to 903 and encodes 247 amino acids. The record is from RefSeq and is a predicted model, not a curated record. The transcript has 4 exons.
UUUUACCUCACAUUCAGUCGCUCAGUUUCUACAUUAAAUUCUCCUUUGUUCAAUAUAACCGGUUAGUCAUUUCAGUCGAUUUCCCGGUAUGAUAAACGCCACAGAAUAACUGUUGAAAUAAAGUAUUCCCCAUUUUGGUAUUAGUAAAUUUUCAUUGGAAUGAGUACGAUUACAUCAGUUCAACAUUACGGAGUCAGAAUAAUGGAGGAUGUUGAACUAAAAAGAAGUUACUCGGCAAUUGUGACGCCAACAAAUGGACAAAAAUUCAAAUUUCCUCCUGAUAUCUGUGCAAGUGUUGAUCGCUUACGUGAUAUUACAAACUUUCACAAUAUACUACCCUCGCGUCGAAGUUUCACCCCAACAAGGAACGCAUUCUACAUGCACUCACCGGAUAUUUCCCCAAUCGAAUUCAAUGCCCCGAAAGAGUACAAUUUCAAAAGGGCGCCACCUGAAGCAGUGCAAAAAGCCUGUGCCGAUAGUACAAUUUUUGACCCAAAUGAUACCGUGGUGGACGUGGAUUUUACAUUAAUGCCGCCGCCAAUUCUCAGGCCUCCCCGACCAAGUCAUGAGGGCCUGGAAGCGCAUAUUCGGCAACGCAGGCUCGACCAUUUUUUACCCCCUGAUUACAUUAAUCUACAUCCAGUUCUCAGAGCACAAAGAGGAUUGAAGCCGAAGAAGUUGAAAUCUGUUCGCUUCAAGGAUGACGUUAUGAAUGCACCCGUCUCGUUAGCCUCCUUGCUGAAAGACACUGGACUUAAUGGUUACAUUGAAAAAUUUGAAAGAGAAGAGAUCGAUUUGGAAGUGUUGUUCACUAUGACGGAUGAUGACCUAAAACGUAUUGGAAUUGAAAGUGAAGUCGACCGCGACACUAUACUAAAAUUUAAAAAUAUUUUCUUUGUUUAAAAUUAUGUAAUCACUAAUUUAUGUAUUAUUUAAUUAUUUUUUGUAAUAGGCUUUGAAAGCAUUUUAUCAAUAAAACUCUGAUACUCAUUAAAUUUAA